AAAAAAUCAAAUUUCCACGGAAGGUGAGGAAGAUGGUGAAUAAAAAAAAUAUAUAUUUUCAACAAUGCAGAGAAAUCUGGGAAGAACUUCUGGAUGUCUCGCUUUUAAAGAAUUGCGGUUUCAUAAACAUUUGUAUGGGGAUCAGUUUCGUGUUGUCGAGCGACUUCAUAUUUUCUUACCUUUUGCCACUGAUGAUGACCAACAGUGGUUACACGAAAAGUCAAGCGGCCUUGGCAAUUACCGUCUGUGCAACCGCGGAAUUAGUAUCCAAGAUUUUGCUCGCAAUUUUCACUUUGUUGGUAAAAGUCAAAGCGAAAUAUAUAUUCUUCGUCGCUAUGAUUGGCAUGGCGUUCGCAAAAAUUGGUUACUUAAUGUACAAUGAAACGUUGGUCGGCAUGUUUGUGAUGAUAACGAUUAUAGGAAUGGUCAGAUCAUGGUUGUUGGUCCCUCAACCUUUAGUUAUCAUAGAGGACGUUUGUAUAAAUAAAUUCGCCUCGGCGUACGGUAUUGCCGGGGCUAUUAACGGAAUGGUUUCUAUAGUAUGCGGCCCGAUCGUUGGUGAGAUUCAUGAAGGAUUGGACCAACAGUUUCGUUGUUUGCCAGCUCGCCCUUAUUCUAAUGAACGUCCUGUUCGUUAUCCCGUGGGCAGUACAAUUCUUCUCGGUUGAUUUACUAAAGAGAAGGAAGGAACGAGCGGAUAAUAAAAUUGCCGCCCAAACUUCCGCUCCCUUUUCUACGGAUUGAAA
This is a messenger RNA of Apis florea (little honeybee), 746 nucleotides long. RefSeq lists its product as uncharacterized. The record is from RefSeq and is a predicted model, not a curated record. Gene Ontology annotation, biological process: monocarboxylic acid transport; transmembrane transport. Gene Ontology annotation, molecular function: monocarboxylic acid transmembrane transporter activity. Lineage: Eukaryota; Metazoa; Arthropoda; Insecta; Hymenoptera; Apidae.